AUGGCUGGUGCGACAAUUGAACAUCACGCAACCAGGACGCGUCAAUCAUAUCGCCCCGGGCUUCGAGUCCGUCGCUGCGGCCGACAAGAUUUCGAACGCUUCAACCAGGAGCUGGCCCGCGGAUCACAUCUCUGCGUGGGAUCAGGAGCAGUCGGCAAGGUCGAAAUCGAGUGCAAAUACCACUGGAGAAAGGCUCAAUGGGGUGUGCUUGGUCCCAACAGGCACCCUGCCGGUAUUGUCUAUAUUGACAUGACGAUUAACCAUGCCCCGGGCCACAUUCUCAGCAAUGCCAGUGUCCUCAUCACUCUAAGCGAGCAAGAUGCUUCCGUACUCGAAGCCGGAAGGAGAAGAACACCAAGACACGUGCGAACGUCGCUAGAAUCCGAUUAUGCGGUUCAAUUGACGGAGUUCUUUGGACCUCAAUCUCUUACAGGGCCAAAAAUUGUGACUUCCGAGGUCAAGGAGAAGGCUUUCGAGCCCACGCUUGGGGCUGGAGGCUUCUUCGAGAUAGGGGGGAUGGGAACUCGUCACAGCGUGACGAGAGAGCUUGUCGACAGCUGGACCUUCAAGGGAACGGUAAAGCGGGCAAAGAACGGAGAAGGGUUCCGGUCUCUCGAAUGGGAGCUCAACGAGAGCGAAAUAGACAACAAUACGUUCCGCAAGCACAUCUUUCAUACCGGCUUCGCGUUUGAGCACAGCGGUCGGCCAAUCACCAUGUGCGUUGAAGUCGAGGGACGACUUAAGAGCAAGAUGCGACAAAGCAAACACAAGCUUCUGCGCUUCUGUUCAAGAUCUGGCGAUACGGAUAAGUCGACGACAACUGAGAUCGACCUAUCUUCUGCCAUAUCUGUAUGCAGGAAACAACUAGACAGAAUCGCACACGGGCUGAACAUGGCGAUGCAAAAAGAGAACCACGAUACUACCCCGGUAGAGAUGCCACCGCCUAUGCCAGCGACGUUCGAAGAGGUGACCUCUUCGACAGAGAUACUUUCCGACAAAUCUGAUGAGGUGGAUGACUCUGGUGUUGAUGUUUUGACGCAGUAUCUCCAUCAACCUGCCACGGUAGAGAUUGAACAUGAAGUGUCGCCGGUAGAGAACGAAAGCGAAUUCUCCACGGGGGACGAAACGCUAGUCAAUGAGGGCGACAAUCACAGCGUCUUGGACAAGUCUAUCCGGUCACUUGGCAUAGUCACUGCUCAGCACGUGUUCAAGGUGUCUGAAGUUGUAGCACUUGCCCUCCUCAAUUGGGUCUUGAUGAUGGCCAAGCUCGUUGGCUCGGGUCAGCAAUUACAGCCAAGUACUAAACCAAUUUUCACCCAGAAGGUAGGGGUACCGCCGGAGUAUCGCCACAAAGCGCCGAGUCAGGAAACUUGGGACGUUGAAAUUGAUGCGCAGUACACAAAGCCCUCUCAGCAUCUCUUGAGUGCAAAACCCGUGGCGUCUAUCAGCGAUGGGCUCCCGCAGAUGAUGGUUUCUCUUCUGAAUGAGAAGAAGAUCCCGGAGCGCAUCCAGAUGCAGCGAAGGGGAAGUAUUUAG
Molecule: messenger RNA, 1536 nt
Organism: Colletotrichum lupini
Lineage: Eukaryota; Fungi; Ascomycota; Sordariomycetes; Glomerellales; Glomerellaceae
Exons: 1
Coding region: 1-1536 (511 amino acids)
Source: RefSeq, a predicted model, not a curated record